AGGGUUACUGUGACUCGAGUCGGACCAACGAGUUCGGCCCCCAGUGUGAGUACACGUGCCACUGCAUAUACCAGUUGAAGAGUCGAUGCGGAGAGGACGGUACAUGUAAACACAACCAAUGUCAGGACGGAUAUUUCGGAACAAGAUGUCAAUACCGGAACAUCGCCGCAGGUCUCACCAACCUCAGGUUUAUAGAUUACAAUGUGGAUACAUGCAACCUGAACAGGAUAUCUGAAGCGUCUGUCUACGCUGAAACGACCCCUUUCAACUUCACUUGGCUCAGAGUGUCAGGAGAAUGGGGUAACAUUUGGGCUGGUUAUUUCCAAACGCCCAGUUACUUACUUUUUACUUUUUCAUCCUCUAUUGCCGUUAAGCGUCGAGGGAAGAUGCAGUUUUUAAAAAUGGUAGACCAGUUUCGCAGCUCUUUCAUCUGUGAUAUUAUUUUGUUUUCUCAGAGUUUCCUUGACACCUUUAAUCCACCUGUUGCUUGGCCUUCCUUUUCCUUUGUAGCCUGAGUGCUUGGUGCUGUAGUCUCUCGAGGCUGGCUGGCUAGGUGACAUACGUAACAGGUGGCCAAACCAUUUUAUUCUCUGUCUUUCUAUGAAAUGUAGACAUGACUCAGUACCGAUAGCAACUCUUUUUUAAAGUAUGAGUCUUACGGCUCUUGCAACACAAUAAGGUCAUAUAAGUGCCGAAAAUUAGAGGCGUUACAAGACAGUAACAAACACAAAAAAGAAGGAGGAGAGAUAAGGACGAUAGAUGUUUGAUAGGAAAGAAGAAGCAAACUGUGAUGCCUCAUAAUAAGUUAGAUACACACGGAUAGUCUAGCACAACAAUCGUACACUGAAAACAGCAACCGACCAUGUUGGAUGUUUAUGACACUACUGAAUCAUAACUUUAAUUGCUCAUCCUGAAGAGUACCAAAUUGAUACAUUCAAACAAGGAGACGUAACUACGGCAAUUAACAAUAGUGAACCAAACACAGUUAUUGCUCAUUUAACUAAUAUUACAGGGAUAUAUUACACAAACCACACCAGAACACCCACCAACCACCCACUAUAGCAACUCUUACUUCUUCAUUGUACGCCCAGUCCAAACAAUAAUGUGAGAGUCAUUAUAAUAUACGUCACCUUGGUGGCUUGAAGUGUGAUGUUUCUGUGGCAUUGUCGUUACUGAUUCUUCUUGAUAUAAAAUAAUAUCAUUGUUGGUAUCGUUA
Messenger RNA from Aplysia californica (California sea hare), 1216 nucleotides. RefSeq lists its product as uncharacterized. NCBI's taxonomy places the organism in Eukaryota, Metazoa, Mollusca, Gastropoda, Aplysiida, Aplysiidae. The record is from RefSeq and is a predicted model, not a curated record.